Cajanus cajan (pigeon pea) is the source of this 2910-nucleotide messenger RNA. RefSeq names its product BEL1-like homeodomain protein 2. The record is from RefSeq and is a predicted model, not a curated record. Gene Ontology annotation, molecular function: DNA binding. Gene Ontology annotation, biological process: regulation of DNA-templated transcription. NCBI's taxonomy places the organism in Eukaryota, Viridiplantae, Streptophyta, Magnoliopsida, Fabales, Fabaceae.
AAAAACUAAAGGAGGAGGUGAAGACCGAAGAAGAGCGAGAGCGACCGCUUCCCUUUCCCCUCUCUCUCUCUCUUUGUGUUUAUUUGAGACAAGGAUGAUAUCAGUUCCCCAAACCCUUCAUCUUUAAUUUUAUAUUGUUGUGUAACCCGCACUUUCUUUUUAGAGAAGGUGAUUACCAUAAAAGAAAGAAAGGAGAGAGAGUGUGUGUGAGAGAAAAAGAAAGAAAGAAGAACUGUAGAAGCUAUCAAAACCACCGAGGGGAAAACGAUGUCUAAGAGCUUUACAUCCUUUCAUACCCUGCAACUUUAAUAGUGAUGAUAGUAAUAAGGCGAGGUUGGUAGAGAUGAAGUGGUGGAGAUUUUAAGAUAGUGCGAGAGACCAUUGUUUUUGUGUUGGAUCUCGUGUUAGGUGUUGCAGUUCUAUGUCACAGGAGUAUCAACAAGGAAUCUUCAGCUUCUCGAAUGGGUUGGAGAGAGGAAGGGUGAGUCCGCAGCAGCAGAUCCGGAGGGAGAAGGUGAGGUUCGAGGCAGCGCCAUUGGUAGGGAUAGAGGAAGAGGAAGCGGUGUACGAGAGCGGCGGGAUGUUGUCGGAGAUGUUCAAUUUCCCUCCGGCGGCGGAGCUGGUGGAGCAGCAGCAGCAGGCGGUGACGGGGAGGCAAGGCGGGGAGUGGUACGGAAACAGACAAAACGGUGGGAAUAAUGGGCGAGAUGGUUUGGUUCACAACCAGAUUCCAAGCAUUAAUGCUGACUCAGCAGCAGCCAUGCAGCUUUUUCUGAUGAACCCUCAAACGAGGUCCCCUUCGCCUCCUCCUUCCUCCACACUUCACAUGCUGCUUCCCAAUCCUUCUUCCAAUUCCCUCCAAGGCCCUUUUGGUCAGUUCACAUGGGUUCCUCAGAACGUCGUUGAAGGACAAGGUCUUUCCUUAUCCUUGUCUUCUUCCCUCGAAGCAGCCAAAGCCGAGGAAUUCAGAAUUGGGGAUACUGGUUUUCUUUAUUACAAUCAUCAGCAACCUGCUGCUGCCGGAGGACCUUCUUCUUCUUCUUCCACUCUUCAGUAUCCGUACAAGAAUAAUACUCAUCAGACAUUGCAUUUGCAAGGGGCGAUGGGACACGACAGCAACCACCAGGGACAUGUUGGCUUUGCCUCUUCCUCGUUAGGUGUAGUUAAUGUUAUGAGAAAUUCCAAAUAUGUCAAGGCUGCUCAAGAUUUACUUGAGGAGUUUUGCAGUGUUGGGAGGGGUCACUUUAAGAAGACCAAGUUCAAUACACAAAAUUCAAACCCUAAUUCAAAUCCUGCUGCUGGCGGUGCUGCUUCUUCGCCUUCCUCGAAAGAUGCUCCUCCUCCUCCUCCUUUGUCAGCGCCUGAUAGGAUUGAGCAUCAGAGAAGAAAGGUCAAACUUCUAUCAAUGCUUGACGAGGUGGAUCGGAGAUACAACCACUACUGCGAGCAAAUGCAAAUGGUAGUGAACUCAUUUGACCUGAUGAUGGGUUUUGGCGCGGCAGUUCCGUACACAGCACUGGCGCAGAAAGCAAUGUCUCGGCAUUUCCGGUGUCUGAAGGACGCAAUAACAGCGCAGCUGAAACACAGUUGUGAGCUACUAGGAGAGAAAGAUGGGGCAGGGACCUCAGGUUUGACCAAGGGAGAGACCCCAAGGCUUAAGAUGUUAGAACAAAGCCUAAGACAGCAAAGAGCCUUCCACCAAAUGGGGAUGAUGGAACAAGAAGCUUGGAGACCCCAAAGAGGCUUGCCUGAACGAUCUGUCAAUAUUUUAAGAGCCUGGCUUUUCGAGCAUUUUCUCCACCCGUAUCCAAGCGAUGCAGAUAAGCAUCUGUUAGCACGACAGACUGGGCUAUCGCGAAAUCAGGUAUCAAACUGGUUCAUUAAUGCCAGGGUUCGGUUGUGGAAACCCAUGGUGGAAGAGAUGUACCAACAAGAACUUAAGGAAGCAGAGUGUGCAGAAGAGAGAGAAAAGAACAGCAAUAGUAGUGGGAACCAAGCACAAACUCCAAGCACAUCAACAGCAACAGCGCCACCACCACCACCCACAAUAACAACAAAACCAACAGGCAAAAGAUCCGAUAUCAAUGCCCCCGAAAGCGACCCUUCACUCGUUGUAAUCAAUAGACAAGGCUUCUCGGAAAACCAAGCGAAACAGUCCACCUCCGCCACCACCUCCACCACUGCCAUGGCCUCCGUCAGCGCCCCCGCCUCUGAGGUGGCGCCACCCGUGUCUCAGUGUUUCGACUCAGACCUGCCCCCACACAGGUUAAUGGCCACAGAUGACACGUGUCGCUUUGUCACACCAGAUUUUGGGACCGCAUCUGCAAGUGCUGACAUUGGAUCCACUCUCAUUAGGUUUGGGACCACACCGGGUGACGUGUCACUUACCCUAGGGCUUCGCCACGCCGGGAACAUGCCCGAGAAAACUCCUUUCUCUGUUAGAGACUUCGGAGGCAUUUAAUUAAUAAACUUCAAUAUAGUACUACUACUUCACAUAAUAAUCAUAUCAUAAUAAAUAUAUAUAUAGGAAGAUGCUCCACCAUAUUAUAUAUCAUCAAAGGUAAACAUUCUUUUUUUUCCAUUUUAAUAUUUCUCAGCUAUUCCUCAAUCCGUCUUAUUUGCACUGUGGAAGGACAGGAAAAAAGGAAAUUCGAUAAGAGAAAGGUAGUCUCAUGAAGGUAGCUAUUAGCUAGGUGUAGCAUUAAUAUGAUAUCUAUUGCAUAAGUGUAUAGCAGAUUGUUUUUCAUUAUUUUUUUCACCAUGUAUGUACUUGAUUAUUUAAGUUUUGUAGCUUAAUUAGUUUGAUAGGACUUAAUUGAUCUGGUCAAUAACCAGAAUAGUUACUGUUUCUUUUUUGUUUUUUUUUCCCCUUCUAAAAUCGUGAAAUGUCAAACCUACCAAUGUCCAUAA